Molecule: messenger RNA, 4875 nt
Organism: Pseudopipra pipra
Lineage: Eukaryota; Metazoa; Chordata; Aves; Passeriformes; Pipridae
Gene: SCAMP4
Product: secretory carrier membrane protein 4
Exons: 8
Coding region: 1465-2154 (229 amino acids)
Biological process (GO): protein transport
Cellular component (GO): trans-Golgi network membrane; recycling endosome membrane
Source: RefSeq, a predicted model, not a curated record
CCUGAGUUGGAAGGGACCCACAGGGAUCAUGGAAUCCAACUCCUGGCCCUGCACAGGACACCCCAGUUUCAUGUUCUUUGUCUUCAAAGCACCAAAGGCUGAGGCUUGUUAGGAGAGGAGCAGGGGGAUGAGCACAGCUGGGUGAAAUGAGAGGGGAGUGCACCAGAAGGUGCUUUCUCUGGGGUUUUUAUCUAUUUAUUUGAGCUAAAGCCACUCACCACAGUCUCCUUGAGACAGAAGGGCACAGGAGAACCACUGCUGGCCCAUGGGGGCACUGCCAACCCAGGAAUGUGUCCCUCACUGUCCUCCUGAUCCCUUUUCCAGUGGGCAGACUGAUGCCUCCCACCUCUCUGUAGGACACUGGCACUGAAGUGUAGGGGCUAAAUAAUCCUCUUCUGAAGAAGGACCUUGCUUGUUGGCUCAUUUUUUUGGUGAAAGAUCCCUUUCUCUUCGUGUGCCACCAUAACUGGUGUCAUUUGUUUUUCCCCCAAAAUUUACAGAUCUCAGCCUGCACAAGGGUGGGGUGAAGAUUUAAUUGUGUUCUUAACUGUCUUCACAUUUUGUCUUCUGGUCAAAAAAUUUAAAAAUGCAAAGCAAAAGGGUCCCACUUCUAAACCAUGAGUUCCGAGACGCUGUCAGACCCCGGGUGCUGUGGGACAGCCCGGAGGCUUUGGCUGGGACAGGGAUCCCUGAGCUGUCCUAUCCACACCUGGGGCUUUCUAUGGGCUGGUCCAGGAAAAUAACAUGUUCUCUGUGUAGGUAUAGUUAAGCUUGUACAUAACUGCAUCUCUGCACACAAGAACAAUCUGCCCGUGCAGGUCCUGGUUCUUCUCCGAGGGCUGGGCUGGAGGAGCUCAGUUUGAAAGAAAAGUAAAUGCAACCUCAACAAAACAAUGGUGCCAUUGUCAACUCUGCAGCCUCCAGACCUUCCCAGGGCACACAGGAGGACAGCAGGGAGGUGCAGCAAAGGGAAAGGAGCUGCUGGAAAUCCCGAGGGAUUUGGAUCCGGCGCGGCCGUUCCGGCCCCGGAGCUGCAGCUGCUGUCGGUGCUGGCUGUGCUUUUAGGGGCAGUUUUUAGAGUGCCUUCAUUGCUGGUGCUCCUGUCAGACCCCACAGCGCUGGUUUGGGGGGUUGGUUUGUUCUGAGCUCCCAUUCUGGAGUUGGCAGGUGGGGACACAACGUGUUUCAUCCUUAAGGAAGAAGGGGUGGAACGAGAGCUCAGCACAGACCUCUCUGUGCCUUUCAUCCUGUGGGAUCAGCUCUGCCAAAAUCAGCAACACAGCUGGUGCUGGGUAAACUGGUGCUGGUGCUUCCCAGGGUUUGCCUCUGCCAGACUUACAGUGGAGGAGUUGGGAAGGAGCACGGAGAGCCAGGAGCCAACACAUCAUCUCAACACCUAAAUGAAGCUUUAAGUCUGAUCUGUUGCUCUUUCUGAAACCUCCCCAGGGAACACUCCCAACAGAAAUGGCAGAAAAGGUGAACAACUUCCCCCCACUCCCCAAGUUCAUCCCCCUGAAACCCUGUUUCUACCAGAAUUUCGCCGAUGAAAUUCCCAUCGACCACCAGUUCCUGGUGAAGAGGAUCUACCACGUCUGGAUCUUUUACUGCAUCACCCUGGCAGUGAACAUCGUUGCCUGCCUGGCCUGGUGGAUCGGGGGAGGCUACGGGGUCAACUUUGGCCUGGCCAUCCUGUGGCUGCUCCUCUUCAGCCCCUGUGGCUACGUCUGCUGGUUCCGACCUGCCUACAAAGCCUUCCGGUCAGACAGCUCCUUUAACUUCAUGGCCUUUUUCUUCAUCUUCGGGGCACAGUUCGUCCUGACGGUGCUGCAGGCGAUCGGCUUCUCCGGCUGGGGCGCGUGUGGGUGGUUGGCAGCCAUCACCUUCUUCAGCACCAGCGUCGCCGCCGCCGUGUUCAUGCUGUUCCCUGCCAUCAUGUUCACCCUGUCGGCCGUGGCCAUGCUCAUCUGCAUCCUAAGGGUACAUAAAAUCUACCGAGGGGGUGGUGGAAGCUUCCAGAAGGCUCAGGACGAGUGGAACAGCGGUGCCUGGAGGAACCCCCCCAGCAGGGAGGCCCAGUACAGCAAUUUUUCUGGGAACAGCCUGCCAGAGUAUCCCACAGUGCCCAACUACCCCCCAGGAAACCAAUGGCCUUAAGCAGCAGCAGCUGCAAACUGCCUGGAUUCUCUCCUUUUUGGUCUUUUAAUUCUUGUUAUUGGAAAAGAUCAUUUGCAUUCCCUCCCCCAGGCACCCCAGUCACCUUUUUGGGACCUUUUUGGUUCUCGUCUCCUGGUCCCUGUGGAAGAUCCUGUCAGCCCUUCCCACCUCCACUGCACGGCCGUGGCACAAAGCUUUUUGUUUGCCUUGAGCUACCAGUGUUUGCCUCGUUGCAGACUGAGGAACAAACCCUUCAACAACUGCCCUUCCUCGAGGGAAUCCUCUCCUGACCAUCCCCGAAAAAGGCUCAACUUCCCCCAAUGGCAACACUAACCACAGCUGCUCCUGCUCAGCUUCCCUGGAAUGCACAGCACCCCGCAGCAAUCACAGCUUUAGUAGCAACUGGUGUUUACUCUCCUGGAUGAAUAAUGUGGAAUUUUUCACUCUAAGGGAAAUGCAAGACUUAAAUUAUUUGGUACCAGUGACAGGGAAGGGAUCUGUGAAACCCCCGCCCUCCCCGCCGGGAACGGGAGCUGUGAAGGCCACGAGAGUCCUCCUUUGCCUGGCUCAGACUGCUGUGAUGCUCCAAGUCCUGCCUUCCCUGCUGCCAAAGCUUUUUGCCGGAUCUUUGUGCUUCAAAAGGUGCAGAUUCAUCUCAUGAGGUUGGUGGUUGCUCACUGGAAUCCGGCACCGAGCCGGCCCUGAGGACGUGCCCCCCGUGCAGGGCUCAGCACGAGAGCUCCCCACCACGGACCUUCCAGCCAGGCCUUGUGCUGCCCUGAGAAAUGCCCCCCCAGACACACCUUGGCCUGUUGGGGGUCCCUUUUCCAGGGCUCCCUUUCCCUGGGCUCCAGCCAGAGCCGGGUGGAGGAUAACGCUGGGUCUCGGUGCUGGGCCCCCAGUGCGGUUUGGAAGCGGUUCUGUUACAAUGAAUGGUUUAAUUCUGCCUUCUGCUGAUGGGCUGGGACUCCAAACGUUACAGUGGGGGCUGGGAGGACCAGGGAGGGCUCUUAGUGUGAGCUGGGCAGUCCUGCUCUGCAGCACUUCCCUUCCAGGAGAGGGAGGUUCCUGCCUUUCUCCAAGGAUCAGCUGGAGGGAGGAUGAAGCUGUUGAGAGGGAUUGUUUUCCCUGGCUCUGCCUCAUCAUUCAUCUCCAUUCUGUGCCUGCACAUCAGGGCUCCUGGAGCCUGAGCCAUCCAAUUCCCUGUGUCCUGUCCUGAUCCAGGCAGCAAAGGCUGCAGUUUCCUCUUCUCCCUCAAAACCUGCUGUGAUGUUUUUUUCAAACUUGUCCAAACUGGGAGGUCAGUCCCCAAUAUUUUUAUAGAGAGUGAGUGUCCCAAGCCUUUGGCUCUCAAAUUUUUGGCCAACGAUCCAGAGUGCUCCAUGUGGGGGAUCUGGGAGGGGUUGGAGUUCCCAGAGCCUGCUGCCCUGGCAGGCUGUCAGUGGGGUCACUCCAAAGCCACACUGAGCAGCUGGAGAUCAGAACUGGCUCCUGGAAAUGGGACAGGGAGGUGGUCCUAGCUAGGUGGAAUAGAUUUGCAAGUGAUCUUUUGAAUAUUUUCUCUACAUGUGCCUUAUCUAACAGAAUCAUAGUUCAUGGAGGAGAAUCCCCUUCCCCUCAUCCCUGCGGAAUUCCCCAUUAACUCGUCCCGUGUCACUGUAAAUAAUGAGGGAAGCACAGCCUGGAGUCUGCAUGACCCAUGUUUCCAGGGCCAAACUGGAGGGCAGAGCCUCCCUGAAUUUCAGUUUACAAGCAGCACUGACCCCCCCCUGCAGGACCAGGCUCUGGGACACGGAACGUGCUCCCGACACCGGGGGUCCUUCCUGGCGAGUGUGGGAUGUGCUUGGGAGCACGGAGUGCUUGGAGCCUCCUUACCAGAACACAUUGUGAAGCUUUUUCGGUGCCUUUGUCUUGUGUCAAGUGUAAUUUUAAGUGUUCUUUGUCGCUUGCCAUCGGAGUGAUAAGAGAACUGCCUGGCAUUGACUCCCUGGAAAUACGAUGGAUGCACUAUGGGGUGAGGGGGACUGAUGGGCUUGAAGGUGGCAUUGGCCACCCUUGGGUGCCCCAUGUCCUGGCUCUCAUGCUCCUGGGUCCUGCCUCUCAGCCUCUUGCCAAAAUUCUUCAAACCCCAUUGGUUUUCUGCUGGUUUUUAGCGUGUCAGGUCAGAGGUUCCGAGGGAGCCGAGAGGAGAAGCGUUGCUGGGGACUCCACAUCCCGCCCCUCGCUGGGGUCCAUGGAUAAUCGGGGGGGGCUGUGUUUAAGCUCCCACCCCCAGCCACACUGACAGUGCUUUGUGCAAGAGGAGGGGGUGCUUGGGAGCCGGAAUGGCCGCAGCUGGACACCAAACCCACCCCCCAUUAGCUCCGUGAACCCCCGGGCGGGAUCUGCCACCUCAUCCCCUCCCUCCUCCUCGAUGCCACAAACCGUAAUUCCAGACAGUCGACCCCCCCACGCUGCCUGAACAACUUAUUUUGUGGCUUUUUUUUUGUUUGUUUUGUUGGGUUUUUUUGACUCCUCUGUAUGUUUUUAAAUGUUUACAUUAGACUUCUAGGAGUUCUUAACCCCACCGGGCCGGGCCUGGCUCCUGCCCCGGCGGGCGUCACGUGGCCGUGGCCGUGUGCGAUGUCUCGUGUCACCCGUGGAGCUCUGGUUUCUGUUUGUGUUUUUCUCCUGAUCACAAGACAAUAAAUGCUCAUCCUGUGCUUGAUGAGGAGAACUGGC